AUGCCUUCUGCAUACCUGGGUCGUGCGCAGGUACUGGUCGAACAGCUUGCGCAGGCUGGCCGUCCAAUAGGGCUUGAUGAGCAGAAUCUACACAUAUUCAGAGGACUUCGGCCGGAAUAUCGGUCACUGGUGGCGUCUCUUACGACCAAAGCUGCUCCGUUGUCUAUUCCCAAAGUGGCGAAUCUCCUCAACACUCAUUGCUACUUAUUUCCAGAAGAAGCCAUCCCGCCGCCGGUCGUAGCCAUGGUUGCACACCAGUCGCCGUCGAACUACAGAGGUCCCUCCGAUGGCGGUCGUGGGCGUGGACGGAACCAUCGCGGCCAGCGUGGUAGAGGGCAGCGCGGUCGUGGCGGCAUUCGGUGUCAGAUUUGUGACAUUCCCGGCCACACCGCUCUCACUUGCUACUGGAGAUUUGAAGACUUCGACGGCCAGCGACCCACCCCUGCGCAACCAGCUGUCCAUCACAUGCGUCAACCUCAGGCACAUGUUGUUUAUCAACCGCAACAGAAUGAUCUCACCUCCGCCCCCUUCUCUAAUGUAUGGUUGCCGGACAACGGGGCCAAUGCUCACGCCACUCCGAACGCCGAUGGCUUAAGCGGUGUCGAGUCAUACUUGGGUGGUGAGUCGCUACACGCCUACACGUCGGGGAUGGAACAUGUUUGA
This is a messenger RNA of Ipomoea nil (Japanese morning glory), 663 nucleotides long. RefSeq lists its product as uncharacterized. The coding region runs from base 1 to 663 and encodes 220 amino acids. The record is from RefSeq and is a predicted model, not a curated record. The transcript has a single exon. Lineage: Eukaryota; Viridiplantae; Streptophyta; Magnoliopsida; Solanales; Convolvulaceae.